UGAAGGGGCGAGGCGCAAAAGCGUAGCUUUACGGCGAUUCGAGCAGUCGCGUCAAGCAGGCUAUUCCGGGUUUGUGGCUGCUUGGCUCCACACGUGGGCCGCCGUAGGUAUUCCGACCGGUAAUUCCUCCUAUUGGUGUGGAGCAGCCACAUUGAAGGAUAGAGUGGCAGCAGAGGCCAAGGAUCGUGAGUUGAUGGAGUUUGCUGCUGAAAAUGAAGGGAAGUCUGGGGGAGGUCUCCGCAGCGUAGCUGAGGGGGUGCGGCUAAGUCCAGAGCCUGGCAGGGAGGGAGUAAGGGACUUAGCAGGGGCGGAGGAGUUCGGCGGCGGAGAGGAGGGGACAGGGCUGACAGGGAUAAAGGAGAUAGGGGGUGGAGAGGAAGGAAGUGGACAAAGGCCAGAGGAAAUACCGAUGGACCUAACGGUAGUGAAGCAGGAAAUUAUAGACUGGCCAGGUACAGAAGGCAGGUUGGCUGGCCAGUGGGUAGAACAGGAGGUGGAGGAUAGGCCUGAGGUGAAGGAUGAGAACGCAGGCGUAUUGGGGGUGAAGCAGGAGACGGAUAGUAGUUUAGUGGUAAAAGAAGCGAAGGUGGGUGAACCAGAGGUAAAGGAAGAGAAGGUAAAGGAAGAGGUAAUGGACUGGUCAGAAGUGAAGGAAGAGAAGGAUAACUUGGAGAUAAAACAGGAGGAGAAGUUUGUUGGUCAAUGCAUAAAAGAGGAAUUGAUGCAUGGAGAGUGUCUAAAAGAAGAGAAGGAUUUCCUGAAGAAAGAAAUCGUGGAUGAUACAAAGGUGAAAGAAGAGCCUCCGAUAAAUCACCCGGUGGGCUGCAAGCGGAAACUGGCCAUGUCAAGGUGUGAGACUUGUGGUACAGAAGAAGCAAAGUACAGAUGUCCACGUUGUAUGCGAUAUUCCUGCAGUUUGCCCUGUGUAAAGAAACACAAAGCAGAACUGACAUGUAAUGGAGUUCGAGAUAAAACUGCAUACAUUUCAAUACAACAGUUUACUGAAAUGAAUCUCCUAAGUGAUUAUCGAUUUUUGGAAGAUGUGGCAAGAACAGCGGACCAUAUUUCUAGAGAUGCUUUUUUGAAAAGACCAAUAAGCAAUAAACAUAUGUACUUUAUGAAAAAUCGUGCCCGGAGGCAAGGUAUUAACUUAAAACUUCUACCCAAUGGAUUCACCAAGAGGAAGGAGAAUUCAACCUUUUUUGAUAAGAAAAAACAACGGUUUUGUUGGCAUGUGAAGCUCCAGUUUCCUCAAAGUCAAGCUGAGUACAUAGAAAAAAGAGUACCAGAUGAUAAAACUAUUAAUGAAAUCCUAAAACCUUACAUUGAUCCUGAAAAGUCUGAUCCUGUAAUUCGUCAAAGGUUGAAAGCCUACAUUCGCUCUCAGACUGGGGUUCAGAUUUUAAUGAAGAUUGAAUAUAUGCAGCAAAAUUCAGUAAGCAGGUGGAAGGGGCGAUGAUCCAUGGAGUGUCAGUGAUCAGAUGGGACAUAAAGUGGUUUGUGAUUUCUUUUCUUUAAAAACUUGUCUUUUGGGGUUAUGAGGAGUUUUUUUUUUAAAAAAGCACGCUAAUUUGCUAAUAAAGUACAGAGAAAGAAGUUCAAGAGCUUGGCCUGUUUCUUUGAAAGUUAGUGACAGAGUCAAGAUUAAAAGCACACCCUUGACUAUCAUGACAACUUUUAUUUAUAUAAUGUCACUGUAACACCUGUUUGGCCCACUGAGCCAUUCUGCCCUCAUAAUGCCCCCAUGAGGCUGCCCAGAGCAGGGUCAGCCAGUGAACCUGUGAGGGUGAGCAAGUGAAAUAACAAGAGGAAAUGUCUAAGAAGGGUCCCAGAGGGCAAGAGAAAAGACAAAUGUUAGUAUCUUAAUUCCUCCAAACCUAAGUAGUUUGUCUUAUGGUAGCAGAGACAUUAUACUAAUGGAAAUACCAGAGUUUGUGAAAAUUUCAAAAAGAUAAAGCUGUCCCUUAGGAUUCAGUAGCUUAAUGGCUUGCAAAGGAGCUAAACCUAAAUGUUUUAGGCAGUGCAAAGCUGGGCUCUUAAAACUUGCUUCAAGAUAAUGGAAACACAAACAUUCAAAGUACCUUUAUCUUCUUGGAAGUAAAUGUGACAAUAAAAUAAUGAUUUGAAGGUCAUACAGAAAGUUGUAAGGCUACAUUUAAAAUGCAAAAUGCACGUAAAGGCAGUAUGUUCACUGCUAAUGAAAUCCAGUGACUUUGUCCUGAACUAAAGUUUCUAUAGGAAAGUGUUGUUAUUUUUGGUAAAUAAAAAUAUAAAACAAACACAUGUGCUUAGGGCUUAAAUAAAUGAGUGAGCAGUUUCUGUGUUUUAUCAUUUAGCCCUCACAGUAACUCUCUGAAGUGAUACUGUCAUUAUCCCCAUUUUCAAGCAUGGAAACUGAGGAUUAAAUAACUUAAGUAACUUGUCCAGGAUCACAGACCAGUGAAUGAUGGAGCCAGAACUUUAACUCAGCGUUAAACUCCAAACCCAAACAACAAAUAAAAGUUAUUGCUUCAUUUAACUAAAUUCCAAGUCCAUAAAAUAUUAACCCCAUUUGUGUCUGAUAGGCUUUCUUUAUGAACAGUUUACAAAAUUUACUUUUAAAUUACUGAUAAAUAUUAAUGGUAGAUUAAGAGUAACCACUUGUAGUAGAAAAAUCUAAGAAAUUCAGAAUUUCAGCUAAAAGAUUAUUUAGUGAAAUCUGAACGCUUCAUUUAACAGAUUGGAAAGCCGUGGCCCAGAAGCUUACUGACACUCAAUAGCGUAUUGCUGAUUAGAAGUUUGCAACAUUUUAGGCUAAACACUAAAUAAAAUCCACUGAUUCUAAUCAAAACCACACAACAUACCAGAUUUUCAUUGCAUAAAAUAUUUUUAAAAUAAUUUAUCAGUUGACAAGCCUCUUAUAAAUCUUUGCAUCCUUAGUGCUUUGUAAGUGCCUGCUUAGCAUGUAAAACAGGAACCAAGUUUUUUUAAGUAUAAUCAUUACAGUUUCAGGAUCCAAAUAAGUGUAAUCAUUACAGUUUUAGGAUCCAAAGCAUGUUUAACUUGUUGCAUAGUAAUUUUUAUGUACCUCUGAACAUUCCUCUGCUAGGAACAUAUUUUAUAUCAGCAAUAAUUUUAGGCUCUGAUUCCUAUGUGGCCUUCAAAGAACUCUUUUUGUUGCUUCUUGGUUUCAGCUUUGGAAAUCUAGAGAAACCCAAUUAAGAUUUAAUAUUACUAAAAGAAAUAAGAUACCUAAAACAUUAAAUAUGCACUGAAAAUUAUUUACCAAAAACUGAAACAAGUAAAAAACAUUCCCUUAUUUGAAAAAUGCCUUUCAUUAGAAGCCUUAUGAUUUAGCUAAAAUGCACAGAAGAUAAGUUAUUGCAAGUGCUUGUAGGACGCCACUUGAAAAGUUCCUGUUUGAGAGUCCAGGUCUUAUUUCCUCCCAAGAAAAAUUAAGUUAUCACCAUUUUAUAUUUUACUUUGUAAGUUAAUCUUUUACUUGGGUAUCUGAUAUAAUCUCAUUUUUCUUUUUUAUAUAAUUGCUACUAACUUUGAAAAAAACACUGCUUAUUUCAAAGAGAAAUAAUGUUUAAAAGAUGUGAAGCAUUUAAUCCUUGAAUGCUGGAAACACUUUUAAAGUAUUGUAAGUACAUCUGUAUUACAUUACACGCAGGGAAAAGAAUGUAUGAAUUCUAUGAUCUGUGGGCACUAAGGUGGCUGGUUUAGAAAAACAGUAUUUUGCAUUUCAAGUUUCUUUUCAACAUAAAGAAUAUUCUGCAAUUUUAAAAUGAAUAAUUCCAGGCUGGGGUGUGUGGUCAGGGAAGCAUAAGUAAAGUUUUGGUUUUACAGUUGUUCUCUAACUUUAGUAAGCUUGGCUCUGCAUUUUGUUAAGCACUUUUGUAUUUUUCCUGAUUUGAAAACGAUUGCGUGAGACAAACUCAGAACAUGGAGAAAUCACUACAUCACAUUUCUUAAUGAGUGUCCUGCAUGUCUUACUCAGCUAUGAUUAUGGUGCAGAUAAUUUUUUACUAAUUAAGAAAUACCAAAGUUUGUGAAUGAUUUACUCUUAAAAUUACAGCAAAUUUAAAUGUAUCCCAAUGAUAACCUCACUCUUGAUCACUUGUGUUCCAGUGUGCUUUUUUGAGCAGGAGAUAAAAGGAUGGAGUUACAGCCAUUAGGCUGGAUCUCAUGAGAUAUGUGUUUUGCAUGUGAAUAUCACCUGUCAUUGGUAGAGAUGAAUAAAAAUGCUGGAGAACUUCUGCACUAGACUGGUUGACAUGUUCUCAGCUUUUUCUUCUUUGACAUGAAAUGACAUUAACAUGCCAACAUAUUCUCAUAUGUACCUGCUAGUGAGCUAGCUAGAAUUCCACCCCUUUCACUCCCACCCCAGAAAGCAAGCAAGAAUGAAUGUUCUGGGGAUGCAUUUUCAGUCACCUCAAACUUAUUUUUUUAAAGUAAUGAUUUGAGAAUUUCAUACUUUAAUGACCAUUAGCAUCUAAUUACCUGUGACACAUUUGGCAGCUAUGUCAUGAUAAACUCUCUAUUUCUUAAAUUUUACAUGGCAAUAUAAAUUUCUGGAAACCAGUUAGAAUAAUUGACUUUUUUCCAAAAGCCAAUUUUGUAACCAGUUAUUUUAUUGCCAUGUUACUAGAAAUUGUCAUAAGGUGAUUGGUUGUCUUUAAGGCUCAAAAUAAAUGUAUUUGAGGAAUUCGAAUAGUUAGCUCAUCAUUCUUUUAUUCAAGAAAAAUAACAACAUAAAUAUUAUUAUUAUUUUAUUUUUUUAUUUUUUUGAGGCAGAGUUUCACUCUUCUUGCCCAGGCUGGAGUGCAGUGGCGCGAUCUUGGCUUACUGCAACCUCCGCCUCCUGGAUUCAAGCGAUUCUUCCACCUCAGCCUCCUGAGUAGCUGUGAUUACAGGCAUGCGCCACCACACCAAGCUAAUUUUGUAUUUUUAGUAGAGAUGGGGAUUCUCCAUGUUGGUCACGCUGGUCUCAAACUCCCAACCUCAGGUGAUCCACCCACCUUGACCUCCGAAAGUGCUGGGAUUACAGGUGUGAGCCACCGUGCCCGGCCAACAUAAAUAUUAUAUAAAAGUCUUUAACUGUUUCUUGGUAUGAAAAUUGAUAACUUCUAGGCUGGUCAUGGUGGCUCACACCUGUAAUCCCAGCACUUUGGGAGGCCAAGGCAGGCAGAUUACGAGGUCAGGAGAUCGAGACCAUCCUAGCUAACACUGUGAAACCCCGUCUCUACUAAAAAUACAAAAAAAAUUAGCCAGGCAUGGCGGCACGCACCUAUAGUCCCAGCUACUUGGGAGGCUGAGGCAGGAGAAUCGCUUGAGCCUGGGAGAUGGAGGUUGCAGUGAGCCGAGAUUGUGCCACUGCACUCCAGCCUGGGCAACAAAGCGAGACUCCAUAUCAAAAAAAGAAAAAGAAAAUUGGUAACUUGUUCUAGAGCUUUCCUAAUGUCAGAAUAUUUGAUUUUUUUUAUUUAGUUUUAGAACCUCUAUAAUAAUAGCUCUUGUACCUGCCUUUCUUAGAAGGUAUUAAACUUACUAUGCUAUAAGGAAGUAACUACUGAAUUGUCAUCACCUUUAAAAAAUUCUUAAUGUAAAAUACUCUCACAUAUUUAUAUAUUAGUAAUUUUGAAUAUUAAGAGUGUUUCCUGGUUUUUUGUUUUUUUU
Molecule: messenger RNA, 5661 nt
Organism: Gorilla gorilla gorilla (western lowland gorilla)
Lineage: Eukaryota; Metazoa; Chordata; Mammalia; Primates; Hominidae
Gene: ZNHIT6
Product: zinc finger HIT-type containing 6
Exons: 9
Coding region: 194-1459 (421 amino acids)
Biological process (GO): snoRNA localization; maturation of LSU-rRNA from tricistronic rRNA transcript (SSU-rRNA, 5.8S rRNA, LSU-rRNA); box C/D snoRNP assembly
Cellular component (GO): nucleus; pre-snoRNP complex
Source: RefSeq, a predicted model, not a curated record